Ascochyta rabiei is the source of this 246-nucleotide messenger RNA. Its product is annotated as Mitochondrial distribution and morphology protein 35. The coding region runs from base 1 to 246 and encodes 81 amino acids. The transcript is spliced from 5 exons. The record is from RefSeq and is a predicted model, not a curated record. NCBI's taxonomy places the organism in Eukaryota, Fungi, Ascomycota, Dothideomycetes, Pleosporales, Didymellaceae.
AUGUCCGCAUCUUUAGCACCAGAGUGUAACGAAGUGAAGGAGAAAUAUGACAACUGCUUCCUGAAGUGGUAUAGUGAGAAAUUCUUGAGAGGCACCUCGACAUCUGAUGAGUGCAAACCUAUGUUUGACCAGUACGAGAAGUGUCUAUCAAAAGCCCUGUCAGAACGGGGCAUCGACAAGAUGCUCAAGGAAGUCCGAGAAGAUAACAAGGAGAAUGAUGCUGAACACAUGAGACCGAGCCGGUGA